Molecule: messenger RNA, 2514 nt
Organism: Coregonus clupeaformis (lake whitefish)
Lineage: Eukaryota; Metazoa; Chordata; Actinopteri; Salmoniformes; Salmonidae
Product: C-terminal-binding protein 1
Exons: 9
Coding region: 237-1415 (392 amino acids)
Molecular function (GO): NAD binding; transcription corepressor activity; oxidoreductase activity, acting on the CH-OH group of donors, NAD or NADP as acceptor
Source: RefSeq, a predicted model, not a curated record
UCGCUCUCCCACUCCCAUAAAUGCAGUGACACUUGCAUUCUGUGUGUGCAUGCUUGUGUGACAGAGAGAGAUAGUCGAAAUAGAAAGUGAGAGCGGGAGGGAGAGUGAAGGAGCAAAAGGGAAUGCUUGUCACUGAGGGGCAGUGAAAAAGGAAUAAGGAAAUUGAAGUAGCCGCCAUAUGCUGUGGAUUUUUAUGAAUGUCUUCCUGAAGUGAAUAUUAUUUUUUGGGAAAAAAGAUGGGAAGCUCGCAUUUUCUGAACAAAGGCUUGCCUUUAGGCAUUCGGCCGCCCAUCAUGAAUGGGCCCAUGAACCCUCGGCCCCUGGUGGCCCUGCUGGACGGGCGUGACUGCACCAUAGAGAUGCCCAUCCUGAAAGACGUGGCCACUGUGGCCUUCUGUGAUGCCCAGUCCACCCAGGAGAUCCAUGAGAAGGUACUGAACGAGGCUGUAGGAGCUCUGAUGUACCACACCAUCACGCUAAUGAGGGAGGACCUGGAGAAAUUCAAGGCACUUCGGAUCAUCGUCCGCAUAGGCAGCGGCUUCGACAAUAUCGACAUCAAGUCGGCUGGAGAUUUAGGGAUAGCAGUGUGUAACAUGCCAGCAGCGUCGGUGGAGGAGACAGCGGACUCCACACUGUGUCACAUCCUGAACUUGUACAGACGAACCACGUGGCUCCACCAGGCACUGCGCGAGGGCACUAGUGUACAGAGCGUGGAGCAGAUCAGAGAGGUGGCGUCCGGGGCGGCGCGGAUCCGCGGGGAGACACUUGGCAUCAUCGGCCUCGGUCGUGUUGGCCAGGGUGUAGCACUGAGAGCCAAAGCCUUUGGGUUCAACGUGAUCUUCUACGACCCAUACCUGUCUGACGGGGUGGAGCGAGCCCUGGGCCUGCAGCGCGUCAACACCCUCCAGGACCUGCUUUUCCACAGCGACUGUGUCACCCUCCACUGCAGCCUCAAUGAGCACAACCACCACCUCAUCAAUGACUUCACCAUCAAACAGAUGCGCCAGGGUGCGUUCCUGGUUAACACGACCAGAGGGGGGCUGGUUGAUGAGAAGGCUCUGGCACAGGCCCUGAAAGAGGGGAGGAUACGAGGGGCGGCCCUGGACGUCCACGAGACAGAGCCCUUCGGCUUCAGCCAGGGACCUCUGAAAGAUGCUCCUAACCUGAUAUGUACUCCCCAUGCUGCCUGGUACAGUGAACAGGCUUCUAUUGAGAUGAGAGAGGAGGCAGCCCGGGAGAUCCGACGAGCCAUUUCAGGUCAUAUUCCAGACAGCCUAAAGAACUGUGUGAAUAAAGAGUUCCUGUCCCAGACUACUCACUGGGUCAAUAUGGACCCUGCUGUCAUUCAUCCUGAGCUCAAUGGGGCCUAUAGAUGUCUGACCGUUGAAGAUUGCUCUCCAAAGCAAGGAAUCUAGACUUAUGGAAAGCCUUCCAACGUCCAAGUGCCACCUCUCCAAGCGGGAUGUGAGGAGAUCAAACAGCUGCGGCAGGUUGAAGGCUUUGGUCCUCUGGAGGAUUUUGUCUUUCAGGACUCUCAUGGCAGCUUUCACGUAGUUGUUGGUAUCAUUCCCACGGGUAAGCAUGUCCUCUCUGAAACUCAGGGCCCAACACUCCCUACGACCAUAGAGUUCUCCAGGUAAGACAGGAAUUUGCUGUACUUACAACUGGCAUGUAUUGCCUCACUGUUAACAUUUGUGUGGGUAAAACAAUUAUGUCUGUGAAUACUAGUAUUGAAGAGUUCACUUUUGUUACAUAAUGUGAGGACAAUUAAUGUCUUGUUCUUCUACACUGAACACUGACAUAACUUUACUCUACACUGACCUGACUGCAACUGGGUUGACAACGGCCAGAUGAUGGAGUUGUUUCACCUUGUCCAUAUCCCUAGCGUAAAGCAUGUCCUUGACAAUGCUUUGGAGGGCCUGCCUGUCCUUCAUCUCAAUGCCAUGUUCUUUGCUCCAUAGCCACCUCCAGACUGCUUGGAUCAGGUGAAAAACACAGGAGGGGGGUUGCCUCCGGGAAGGCCUAAUGCUCCUCUCUCUGCCUUGCAGUCGUCGGAUAGAAGAAGACGAGGCCCUGCCUGACCUCUCCCAGCAAAUGCGUCCUCCGCCAAUAUCUCCUUCAUGAGCUGAAGGCCCUCAAAUUGUGGCCUCGUCUUCUGACUGGGCGAAGAUGAUCCCAAGAGGAAGACCACCUGCACAUGUGUGUGUCAAUAGUAAAAACACUGCAGUUCUCUUUCCAUGUUUCCGGAUUAAUCUAUGAAACAUAGCUCCCCACUGUGUUUGAGCUGAUAGACCCACUUCAUAAGGGGGGAGCAUAUGGCCAUUAUAGGAGUUCCACCGCAAAAUGUUGCUAUCUUAGCACAGGUGUUGCUGCAUUUUAGAUUGUACUCCUCUAUCUGCCUCUCUAGUGCUGACAUCAUGAAGGGCCACUCUGCUCUCUUUCCUAAAGACUUUCUGAUACAAUCUGUGCCAAAUACAUGGUGAAAAUGUCAAAUAAACCUAGUCUCUAAAAAUA